Molecule: messenger RNA, 1063 nt
Organism: Lotus japonicus
Lineage: Eukaryota; Viridiplantae; Streptophyta; Magnoliopsida; Fabales; Fabaceae
Product: 2-Cys peroxiredoxin BAS1, chloroplastic
Exons: 7
Coding region: 77-877 (266 amino acids)
Biological process (GO): cellular response to stress; response to oxidative stress; hydrogen peroxide catabolic process
Molecular function (GO): thioredoxin peroxidase activity
Source: RefSeq, a predicted model, not a curated record
CAACAAGAAGCAGGUGUGGAUAUUUAUCUCUCUAUCCUGAGACUUUGUUCUUCGUCUACCUCACACUCACUUAGCCAUGGCUUGUUCUGCUCCCUCUGCUUCUCUUCUCUCUUCAAACCCUAAAAUCCUCUUCACUUCCAAAUCCUCUUCUUCUUCUUCUGCUCCUCUCUCCUUCCCCAAUUUCUCCAACUCUCUCUGCAAACCAUUGCGCACUUCCCUCCAUCCCUCCAUUUCCUUCAACCGCUCCUCUCGUUCUCCCAGAAGCUUCGUUGUUAGGGCCUCUAGUGAACUUCCAUUAGUUGGGAAUAAAGCGCCGGAUUUUGAAGCAGAGGCUGUUUUUGAUCAGGAGUUUAUCAAGGUCAAGCUAUCUGAAUACAUUGGGAAGAAAUAUGUUAUCCUCUUUUUCUACCCAUUGGACUUCACAUUUGUUUGUCCAACAGAAAUCACUGCUUUCAGUGACCGGCAUGCAGAAUUUGAGGAAAUAAAUACAGAGAUAUUGGGUGUUUCCGUUGACAGUGUGUUCUCGCACCUUGCAUGGGUUCAAACAGAAAGAAAGUCAGGGGGUCUUGGUGACUUGAAUUAUCCUUUAGUUUCUGAUGUCACCAAAUCUAUAUCAAAAUCUUAUGGUGUUCUUAUUCCUGACCAGGGGAUUGCAUUGAGAGGAUUGUUCAUUAUUGACAAGGAAGGGGUUAUCCAGCACUCUACCAUUAACAACCUUGGAAUUGGUAGAAGUGUUGAUGAGACCAAGAGAACACUCCAGGCCUUGCAGUAUGUGCAGGAGAACCCAGAUGAAGUUUGUCCUGCUGGGUGGAAGCCUGGUGAGAAGUCCAUGAAGCCAGACCCUAAACUUAGCAAAGAUUACUUUGCUGCGGUGUAGGGAGAGUAGCAUCUGCUCAUCUGUAUUGAGUCCUUUUGUAUUUUAAGCGGCAGGGUCUGCUAUAAAUGCAUGCUGGUGUAACCUGGAUUUUGGAGUGAAUUAUGUAUUAAUUUUAUCAUUUCUUCUGUUUAUUAAAAUGUGUAUGAAUAAUGCUUUGAUAUGGGAGCUUAAGACUAUGUUCGGAUA